GUGGUUAUGGAAUUGUAUAUGGAGGAAAUUGGGAUGAUGGAUGUAUUAAAAGAUGGGAUGAUGAAACUAAACAGUGGAGUAGAUUUAGUUAUCAGGAUGUUGUUCUUAAAAGUUUACGUAAUUCAAAAAAUCAAAUUGAAGAAUUUUUGGAAGAGGUAUUUAUCUAA
This is a messenger RNA of Dentiscutata heterogama, 167 nucleotides long. The record is from the annotation of a GenBank genome assembly. Lineage: Eukaryota; Fungi; Glomeromycota; Glomeromycetes; Diversisporales; Gigasporaceae.